GGGGGGGGUUGGGUGGUUUCAAACCAAAAAAAUUCUGCUCUAGCGGGAAUAUGCAUAUGGAACAAAACAUCACAACUAAUUCAGGUGAUGAUAGACGACCAUGUUGUGAAAUCAUCCUUAACAAUCUUGGCAUUGCACUAAUUUUAUAGGGUGGAGGCAGUGAGAAGACAGUAGAGUCUUUAAAAGGCUUGUAUUCUGAACAAUCAUGAGUUAAAAAGAUGAGUUAUGUAGUUUUUAUUCACAAAUGUGCUCCCAACAGAGAACGUUACUCCCAUGUGAAAAGGUCGGGAAUGCUUUUUCAGAAGUUAGAAAGGGAGACCAAUGCAGGCGUGGCUCAAGUUUUAUUUGACCUCUAAAGGAUACUACUCUGAACAGAAAGAGCAGAUUUUUAUUAUUUCUUUGCAGGCAACUGUUAAAGAUGACUUGAUGGCAAAAAAUAGUCGCUGUGGCAUUUCAUCCUGAACACCUUAAGUGAGACCAAAACCUUUGAUUUACACCCCUGAGCGAGAUGAUGAGCAUCCCCGACCUAUUCACAUGGGAGUCCCCCGCCACUGGAAAUGUGUAUGAGAAGGAAAAUAAAAUUUAGUUAUAGUUUUGCUUUGUGAAGUUAAGUGUACGUAAAAUUCUGUUGGCCAAUAAUGAAUGUUUGAGAUUAAAAGUGGUGACUUUUGUUCAUGGGUCAAGCACCCCCUCCUCUCCCCUGCCUCCCCAGGGUUGGAGCAAGCUGAGCAUGUUGAGGGGAGGAAGCUCUCACAAGGGAGCACUUUGACUUCUUCCCCAGAAUACAGUCAGCGUGCUUCAGUUGCCAAUUUUUUAGCCUUCAAACAAACAAAAAAAGCCUGGACUAAAUUCUUGCUCCAAUGCACCUGAAGCUUAUUUCAUGUGAUCUGCUCUGAGGUACUACGAGUGAGCAGUAAAAGGGGAGCGGAAAUUUCACGAUACAAAAUCCUUUUGAACACUAUUUUGCUGUGCUAUUGUUUUCAAGGUAAAAUCUGAUCUCAUUUCAUUUCUUUUCUAAGUUUGAAUGAUAUUCUCCUUGUUUCCCUACUCCCCCAUCGUCGUUACCUUACUGAUGAUCCCCCACUACCACCCGGUAAGUAAAAAUAUCUCGCCCCAGUUUCCAACGUUCCAUGCAUGCAGUUUACACACUGUCGUGCAGAGACGAAGGUUUGGUGCUUGUUAUUUUCCAAUUUUUUGCGUGUUACUCGACACCGAACCAUGAAUAACGCGCUACAGUUAUGGGAUGGACAUCUGUCUGUGAUAACCCGACCAGUGCCUCACGUUCAGGCCUCUCUGGACGUUGUUGUGAAAAUCACUUAUUCGGCGGUAUGUGGGACGGAUCUGAAGAUUCUCGAAGGAAAGUUUCAUUGUGAAAAAUCUGUUAUAAUGGGCCACGAGUUCGUCGGUAUUGUCAAAGAAGCGGGAGCUGACGUGAAGCAUGUGUCUGUUGGCGAUCGUGUCGUCAUUAACCCUAACACCAGCUGUGGAAUGUGUGAUAACUGUACCAAAGGAGUGCCACAUUUCUGCAAAUUUGAAGGUGUGAAAGGCACUAUUGGUAUCAGGCGUAAUGGAGGAUGGGCACAGUAUUGCCGUCUGCCAGCCAAGAAUGUUGUUCCUUUACCCCAUCAGCUGUCAUUUGAACUUGGCUUGUUACUGGAACCAAUGUCAUGUGUUGUACAUGGCUGGAAUCUUUUACAGCCGAUCUCUCCUGAUUCAGAGAUCUUAAUUUGUGGAGCUGGAAGCAUGGGUCUUCUGUUCAUGUGUUUGUUACACUUCAGGGGUUACAGAGAAGUUGUUGUGACUGAGCUGUUAAAAGGUCGUCAGAAAAUUGCACAGAAGCUUGACUUUGGUUUUCAAGUAGUACAUCCUGAAAUUUUAGUUUCGGAAGCUAGAAAUGCAAAGCACGAUGGUGAUGAAGACUGGGGUUUUGACAUUGUCAUCGACUGCUCUGGGGAUCCAAAGACCCUUGAACAAGGGGUUCAGUGGUUACGUCAAGGAGGAAAAUUUCUUCUGUUUGGAAUUUCACCUGCAGGAUCCGAAGCAAAAAUUGAUCCACAUGAAGUUUAUGCCAAGGAACUGAAGAUCAUAGCAUCCAGGAUUAAUCCUUUUACCUUCUCCUCAUCUAUGCAGAUAAUACAGGAUAUGGGAGAACGGUACUUGAGUUUUGGGAGGUUAGGUAUGCGCACUUUUCAACUCCAGGAAUUUACAGCAGCUUUGGAAGUCCAACGUAGUGGAGAAAUUUCAAAAGCUGUCUUUGAAAAUUAAGUGUUGGUGAAAUGAGUUUUCCAAUUUCCUUCAGCAGGAGCUCAAUGCAAACCAUUGUGCAAUAUGUAUCUCGCUCUCUUUCCCAUCAAAUCAUUUUAAGUUAAAGUGUAAUAUUCAGGAGGUCAUCUACUUCUAAACAUCAGGUCUGGGUUGUUUGAAAGGUGGAUGAUGCUAUCCACCAGACAAAUCACUAUCCAGUGGAUUGCAUGGUUUGGUUUGUUAACACUUGGUAACACUGGAUAGCAAUUUAUCUGGUGGGCAGCGUUAUUCAGUCUUCAAACAACAGGGGCCAGUAUGGCGUCAGUGUAGCAGCAGAAUUCUCAGUGUAGCUUUUCUGUCCCUCUCUCCUAGAUUAUUAAAAACGAAAACUGAGAAUGGAACAGUGUUAUCACGUUUUCAAAUUUAUCAGAAGCCUUACGACUAACAUAUCACAGGGAAUGAAGAGGAUUAGUGAGUGUAAUUAAAAUGUAACAUAUACAGCUGUAUUCUUUCUGAAAGGCAAUCAGCCAAGGCUUUCCCAGUAGAAUUAGUUCAUGCUUUGAGCUGUCCAUAUAUUGGGUUAUAAUGCUCUUAGCAACAUGAAAAGUACUCGAGAAGCUAGAGUUGCUCUAGGCAUAAACACUUAUGCUCCUCUUGUCUCCAAACUCUCCUAUGUAUAACUGGAUGAAGCUACACUAAACAUGAACCAAUUCUUAAAUCAUAUUCAGGGAUGUUGCUAAAGAAAGAAAAACAAACAAAAAAAGAAAUACUGGCUGGCUUUUUAACAAACUGAGCCAGCUUUUUUCACCUUGACACCUUGAAAGUCACCCAAAGUCUUUGUUUUGUAGUCAAACUUCCUCAGCCCAUGAUGAGCUCUCUUCAGUUAAAAUUAGCAGCAAUAGGUUCUCAGCUACAUCCCUGUAUAUUACUACAUUAAUAAUGAAAAUAGUAACAAAACAGAAAAUAUUGCUUUGUAUAUUUUUAUUCGUCUGCAAGUUCAGAGUACACUGCUCUAGGUUUUAUCUAAGAAAUUAAAAAAUAUAUAUACAGGACUUUCAACAUAGUUGUGAUAAAUUAAAAAAUUGGCAAAGGUCAACAAUAUCAAAUUGUACAAUAACAUCAUAAGGCUUAAAUAACAAAAGGUGCUUAAUAUUGUACAUUAUUGAGAAAAGACCAUGUACACCCAUUAAAGAAAGCUUGCUGGAUUUUGCAAAAAAACA
Orbicella faveolata is the source of this 3464-nucleotide messenger RNA. RefSeq lists its product as uncharacterized. NCBI's taxonomy places the organism in Eukaryota, Metazoa, Cnidaria, Anthozoa, Scleractinia, Merulinidae. Gene Ontology annotation, molecular function: zinc ion binding; oxidoreductase activity. The record is from RefSeq and is a predicted model, not a curated record.